AUGGAUAAUGAGAAAUGGAUGAAAAUGCCUACGCCAAGUACUGACAGUGUGAAAGUCGCCGUGCGAAGAGAGAAGAAUUCUGGGAGCAAAUGUGUGAUUUCCAUGCAUUCCAGGACCAUCACCAUACAGGACCCUAAGAAUCCAGAGCAUGUGAAGACAUUUACUUUUGACCUGGCAUACUGGUCUCACGAUGGAUUUCAAAAGGAUAAAGAUGUUGUCCUUAUUUCAGCUGAUCCUAGUAGUAAAUUUGCAGGCCAGAGAGACGUCUUCCACGAUCUUGGCAGAGGGAUUCUGGACUGUGCUUGGUAAGGCUAUAAUGCUACUCUCCUGGCCUAUGGCCAGACUGGAUCUGGGAAAAGCUAUUCCAUGAUUGGAUUUGGUGCAAACAAAGGUAUUAUUCCAACUGUGUGCGAAGAGCUCUUUCAAGCAAUUGAGAACCAGGGAAGAAAUCAACAGCACGAGGUCACGUUCAGCAUGCUGGAAAUUUACAAUGAACAGAUACGAGAUUUGCUGUCCAGCACCAAAAAACCUGGUGGGCUCAAAGUAAGGGAAGACCAACAGCUGGGCUUCUAUGUGGAAGGCCAGUCGGUGCCCUGUGACAACUACGCCCACAUUGAAAGGCUGAUGGAACAAGGAACAAAAGUCAGGACCACGGCUUCGACCAACAUGAACGCCAGCAGCAGGCGGUCCCACAUGGUCAUCACCAUCCAGUUCAAGCAGGUUUUCCUAGACAGAGACCUGAGCAAACGAUCCAGUAUUAAUUUGGUGGAUCUAGCAGGAAGUAAGAGGCAGAAAUCUUCAGGAUCUGAAGGAGACAGACUGAGGGAAGGAUCACGAGUUAACUUAAGUUUAACCAAUUUGGGAAAUGUUAUCAGCGCUCUAGCUGAGGCAGCCACGGGGAAAAAGGUCUUGCACAUUCCAUACAGAGACUCCGUUCUCACCAAGCUGCUGCAGUCAGCUCUUGGUGGGAACAGCAGAACCGCUUUGGUAAAAGCCCUUUCUCCAGCAGAUGUGUGCAAACCUACGAGUGUGUCCAUCUUUGCGCAUGAAAGGGCUAAAAAGAUCCGGAACAAAGCAGUGGUCAACACCUGGACACUGACGAGAGAGGCAAGGGCAGGGAACGGCGAGCUACUGCCCAGAUGCAGAAACUCCAGAAUGAUGCAGACCUUCCCUCGCCUUCUUAACGUCAAUGAGGACCCACAGCUCACCGGGGUCCUCAAGCACGUUCCUGUGACGCUGGCCAGGCUGCUUCAAAUGCUAUCACAAUUCAAGGUCUGGGGUGAGUUUCUAGGAAUCACUCCACACAGCGAAUGCAAGGUUGCCGUUAACGGGGUGCCCAUCACCACCAGGACAAAGCUGCAGCAUUUGGACCGCCUUAUUUUGGGAUCCAACAGUGCCUACCUGUACGUGGGGCUUCCUUCAGAGCAGGGCAGUGAGGACCUCGGCAGGUUCGAUUACGACUUCUUCCAGCUGGAGAGGGCGGCUGCGGAGGGAGUGGGCGAGGACGAGCUGGGUGCUGCAGACGGUGGAGACGGCAAAGCAGACCCCAGCGUCCUGGCUGUGUUCCAGGACUACAUCAAACUCAUGCCGCUGGUUGCAGAAGCCAAUCAAAUGAGUGAAGAGCUCAAGAAGGCACUUCACAUGGAAUCGAAGGUGAAGAAUUUAGCGUCAUCAGAUUCCAGGGGCUAUGACCUAAAGAAGAAGGUGAUGGUGAAGGUGACCAACCGCAGGACUCACGAGGUGUGGAUAUGGUCAAAAGCCAAGUUCAUCAAUAGGAAAUUCCUAAUGGAGGAACUUUACCAGCACUUUCUAGAUGGAGAUGACAGCCCUGUGGCUCAAGACGACGACCUUUUCUGGGAUCCUGUCGAGGUCAUCCACUUGGGCUCAGCUCACAUCUGGCUCCAGUCGCUGGCCUACUGCGUGAAGCUGGAGGAGCAGGCGGAGUUUCUGAACUGUGACGGGCUGGAGGAGGCCGUGCUGCAUAUCUGCAUGGCACCCUGCUCCCCCACAGGACAAACACAUGGCGAGGAGGAUGUGGUUAUUGACCCUUUGGAGCUGCUGGGCAAGAGGAUGGAUUUCCAGAUUCACAUUGUCCGGUGCCUUGGUAUCAAGUGGAUGAAGGAAGAUGCAAAGUGGGGCAUUCAGAUAGGGUACAGAAUUUAUGACCUUUCAAAUAACUAUACCAAACCUGUAUGGAAAAGCGUGAAUCCACAAAUUGAAGAGACCGUCCAAUUUACAGCCUUAAAUGCAUCUCAGGAGUUUCUGAAUUAUUUGCAGACAAAUGCCCUUAUUGUUGACCUAUGCGGCCUUCAAGAAGGCUGCACCGAGCUGAGCUGCAAUCAGCUGGGCCUCAUGGUCACAGGUAAAGGCCAUAUCCUGGUAGACACCAAGAAAAUUUCCACUGUGAAGGAAACAGGCCAGGCUGCAUCAAACCACGUACCAGAACUUUAUCUGAAGCUGUUCAAGUUUGAGCAGGAGACAGAACUGCUCAGAAACAUUAACAGAGCCCUCUGAGAGGAGAACGUGCUUCUCAAAGAAUCACUUGCGAAAACUGCUUCUGGUCAAGCCCAUAAGCCUUCCAACACUCUGAAGAUAAGCGGGAUGACAGCGCAACUGCCAUCAGCCAGAGAGAUGAGCCACAUGUGUACACAGCAAGCCAGCUAUGGCCGAGAAUUUGCCAAGGCUCUCAAGGUGUUCUACCAAAGCAUGAACACGGCAAGAGGGCAGCUUUUCAGACUCAGGCAGUACAAACCUCCUGAAGACGAUCAACUACUUCGACCAUUUGUAUGCCAACAAUCACAGAUGUUUAAGGAUUUGGGGGAUCUACUUGAAUCCAGCUUGUGGAAACUGAAAAAUGAUGUUGCUCUUAUAGUGAAAAAGAAGAGAGAAUAUUUACUGCAUAUGAAAUAGUGACGACACACCAACUGAAAACUGAAAAUAUUCAAGCUUUGAGUUGUGAAGAUUAUUUGUGUAGCUAAUGAGCCUACCUCAUUUCCCACUUACUUUAACCUAUUUCUUCUACCACUUUUAAGCAAAACUGUCCUUCAGUGUGAUUGCCCAUCAUCUCCAUAACCUAAUGGCUGCUUGAGUGGCCUCUGUUCC
Cebus imitator (Panamanian white-faced capuchin) is the source of this 3102-nucleotide messenger RNA. RefSeq names its product kinesin-like protein KIF28P. NCBI's taxonomy places the organism in Eukaryota, Metazoa, Chordata, Mammalia, Primates, Cebidae. Gene Ontology annotation, cellular component: kinesin complex; microtubule. The record is from RefSeq and is a predicted model, not a curated record. Gene Ontology annotation, molecular function: microtubule motor activity; microtubule binding; ATP hydrolysis activity. Gene Ontology annotation, biological process: microtubule-based movement; cytoskeleton-dependent intracellular transport.